AUAAGCAAUAGAUGAUUUCAACUCUCCCCCAUAAACCAGGCUUACCUACUCCCUUCUACUCUUAUUUCUGGUUUAAGGUUUUUCUCUACAUCUCAUCUCUCAUGUUAUUGACUAUUCUCAUGUUUUUAAGGAGUUCUAAUGUUGAUGGUUAAAUAAAAUUAGUCAAAAUUUUCAACAAUUGAAGUGAAUAAAUGAUUAUUAUUGCUGUUAACUGAGAGAAUAUUCUCCACCUUUUUGGCUGUUUUGCUUUGGUUUUGUGAUCCAAACAUUGUGAGCAAAAUAAGCUAAACCAACUGGAGUAACGUGUAAACCAUUUUCUUCUCUUUGGUUGGUAUCCAUAAUUAAUUAAACCAUUUUGGGAUGAAUGCAAGUACAUUUUUUAAUCGUUCAACGGGACCUCAAGCAUCAACCAAUAGUCGACCAAGUAAUCCUCGGGUUAAUCCAGGAACUGGAAUCAACGCUAACUCACCAACAUCACCUACUGUAGGCUCUUCAUCAUCAACAACCGCCAAUGGGUUUAACUUUCAUUUUGAAUUUCCUAGUAUUAAUUUUGCAAACAUUACUGACACCCUCACAUCCGCACGAUUCUCUCCACCCAAUUUAUCAACAUUGAUUCCUAAACAACGAUCAUCAACAACAACUACUCGCAACGAAACACCAUCGCCAUCAACCUCGACUGGAUCCAACCCCUCUUCGGGAUCACGUUUAAUUAUGGUUUGUGAAAAUUGUGGUACCAAAUUCCAUUUUCUCAAGCGAAAGAAAACCUGCUCUGACUGUAGUAUGGAUUACUGUGUUAAUUGCUUCCCCAAAGAUGGGAAUCAUGACUUCUUCGCAAGUCUUAGGCGUGCCCGAUGUCGUCGCUGUCGUAUCUUCAAUAUGCAACCUCUCGAACGAACCGCUCUUCUUGAAUUAAGAAUCAAGGACCUUAAAUGGUACAUGGAUAAAAAACGUAUACCUCAUCGAUUUUGUAAGGAAAAAUCUGAAUUGGUAGAUCUAAUCCUACGCAAUGGUGACCAUGGUCGGCGCCACUAUUCGCCCUCUAACUCUUAUCCAACAAGCCCUUUGAAUAACUUAAAUACUAGCUCAAAUACAAGCUCAAAUCAUUCUACAAAUCGUAUUCCUCGUCAAGAUGAAGAAAGUUGGGUUUUUGUUGAAACUGAAGAUCCAAUUAAUCGGCCAUCUAACAUAAAUCGUCCACCUCGAGACAAUAGCUCUGAAGCCAAUAAUAUCAACACCAAUACAAAUACAAGUACCACUACUGAUACUCCUUUGAUACUGACAUCUAAUACUGAUUCAACAGCUGACAGUAAUUCCAGUUCAAAUAGCUCAACCACGGAUGCCACUACAUCUGGUUCAACCCAUCGAAAUGAAGAAACUGUUUCUAAAGAAAAUAUCAAUUAUGAUAGCAACUCAUCAUCAAGUCUCAAUACUGAUUUCAAGCCAUUUAACAUUGCUGAUCUAACAAGCGAGGAACAGAUUCGUGAUCUAAGCAUUCGUCAAAUAAAAUUGCUACUAACCCGCAAUUUUGUUGAUUUCAAAGGAUGCUGUGAGAAGGAAGAGCUUCUUGAAAAGGCUAUUAGAUUAUGGAGAGAUGUUAAUAAAGCUAGAGAAAGAGGAUCGCAAGAUUUGGACGAUGAUAAUGCUUGUAAAAUUUGUAUGGAGAAACUAAUCGACUGUGUCCUCCUUGAAUGUGGCCAUGUAGUUACAUGUAUCGAUUGCGGUAAAAGAAUGAACGAAUGUCCAAUCUGCAGGCAAUAUGUUGUCAGAGCUGUCAGGAUAUUUAAAUCAUAAAUGGGGAGCAAGUCAUUGAGAACAAAGAUUGGAAACUAACGAUCUCUAUUCAUCUCUUCAUCAGUCAUCUUUCAACAGUCAAAUUUGUUUUUUAUUGAAUGGCGAGGCAGCCUAAAACGAAAUUAUAACGAUCUAAAACAUUUCUCUUGAUCUCGUUAAUCAAAACACAAAAAGAGAAAGAUGAAAAUACGCUUAAGUGCCCAUAUAUAUUUAGAAAACUUUAAAUAUAUAUAAAUAUAAAGAAGAUGUUAUAAAAAUUGCAAUUUAAAUAAUAUAUGAUUGAAAAAAAUAAAUUAUAGAAACAAAAACAUAGUUGUUUCGUUAUUUCAUUAAAGUGAUUUGUUAUGCCCUUUCAAAA
Tetranychus urticae (two-spotted spider mite) is the source of this 2149-nucleotide messenger RNA. RefSeq names its product E3 ubiquitin-protein ligase RNF34. Gene Ontology annotation, molecular function: ubiquitin protein ligase activity. Gene Ontology annotation, biological process: proteasome-mediated ubiquitin-dependent protein catabolic process; protein K48-linked ubiquitination; negative regulation of extrinsic apoptotic signaling pathway via death domain receptors. The record is from RefSeq and is a predicted model, not a curated record. Gene Ontology annotation, cellular component: cytoplasm; plasma membrane. NCBI's taxonomy places the organism in Eukaryota, Metazoa, Arthropoda, Arachnida, Trombidiformes, Tetranychidae.